Pyricularia pennisetigena is the source of this 1296-nucleotide messenger RNA. RefSeq lists its product as uncharacterized. The transcript is spliced from 2 exons. Gene Ontology annotation, cellular component: mitochondrion. Gene Ontology annotation, molecular function: pyrimidine nucleotide transmembrane transporter activity. Bases 1 to 1296 code for a protein of 431 amino acids. The record is from RefSeq and is a predicted model, not a curated record. Gene Ontology annotation, biological process: pyrimidine nucleotide import into mitochondrion. NCBI's taxonomy places the organism in Eukaryota, Fungi, Ascomycota, Sordariomycetes, Magnaporthales, Pyriculariaceae.
AUGUCAUCACACGACCGACGACACCAACUUCCUUCGCCAGGGAGCUUUGAUUCCGAGGCCGGCAGCACCGCUGCGGGAGACCAUGGGCCGCUGACCUCGCCUGCUGAAUUCUACCCACCACCGCCGCCGCCGCCCCCGGAGUCUGUCGGGAUCUCAAUUCCCGAACCCCUCGAGGCCAUGCCGGACCGCCUACGUACCAUCUCGCCGCUGGAGAAGUGGGCUGCACACGCGACCUCGUCCCAGUUCAACGCGCUUUCCGGGGCUAUCGGUGGCUUCACCUCGGGCGUCGUGGUCUGCCCGCUCGACGUGAUCAAGACAAAAUUGCAAGCGCAGGGUGGAUUCGCCGCCGUGCAAAAGGGGCGCCAUGUUGGACACCACAGGGUAUACUCGGGGCUUCUGGGCACCGGCAAGAUGAUAUGGCGGGAGGAGGGCAUCCGUGGCAUGUACAGGGGCCUCGGACCGAUAAUAUUAGGAUACCUGCCGACAUGGGCAGUCUGGUUCACAGUCUACAACAAGAGCAAGGAGUUCCUCGGGGAGCAUCACAAAAACUCAUUCAUCGUCAACUUUUGGUCCUCGAUCGUGGCCGGCGCGAGCAGCACGAUCGUGACGAAUCCCAUAUGGGUCAUCAAGACACGGCUCAUGUCACAAUCGGCACGCGACCACAUAAGAACGAGCUAUUCACAGUUCCCUAAGGGGGCGAACACGCCGACGUCGCGACCAACGCUGCACUCUCCAUGGCACUACAAGUCGACACUGGACGCAGCACGCAAGAUGUAUACGACCGAAGGCAUCACAUCUUUCUACUCGGGGUUGACCCCAGCCCUACUCGGCCUCACCCACGUCGCCGUGCAGUUCCCGGCAUACGAGUUCCUCAAAACAAAAUUUACCGGCCAGGGCAUGGGCGCUGUGGCGGUAGACAAGGAAGGGCACCAGGCGUCCAACCAGUGGAUGGGCGUCCUUGCCGCCACAAUAUUAUCCAAAGUUCUCGCCAGCAGCGCGACGUAUCCGCACGAGGUUAUCCGCACCCGACUGCAGACGCAGCAGAAGCCCAUGGUCGGCAACGGAAGCAGCAACGGAGGCGCAGGGGUGCCGAGGUACCAGGGCAUCGCGCGAACAUUCAGAACGAUUCUGCGCGAGGAGGGCUGGCGUGCCUUUUAUGCCGGGAUGGGCACGAACCUGAUGCGAGCAGUUCCGGCGGCCACGGUGACGAUGCUGACAUACGAGUAUGUCAUGCGCAAGUUGAACCAAGCCAAGGUUGAUGGGAAAAUGCUUCUUGGUGAGGAUGACCUGAGGUGA